AUGAUUAGUUCCCUAAAAAAGUCGCCAUCGGUUCCAGCGUUGUUGGACAUUACAAGUAAUCUUGAUUUAUUGAUUGCGUUUAACAAACCGGAUCAGAUCGAAUCUACAUCAGAUGAUGUUUACCAAAUUCCUGAAGAAAGAAAUUUUGCUGAAGUAUUGGUGACUGGGGACCAACAAGAUUAUGGAGAUAUGGAAGAAGGUCGAAAACGUCGUCACAAUGCUGACCCAAAAUCUUGGAAAAGGAACAAGGCUUUUUUGAAGCGAAUGCGAGGUGAAGAGUAUUUAGGAUAUUCUAAACCAAAAGAUAGGAAGUUCCAACAAGAUAUUAUAAGACAAGCAAGACGGCUAAGACCAACUUGCGCCUCCAAUUUUUGUAAGAAGAGUAAGAAAAACAGGGCUAGAGAAGAAAAAGAAGAGGACAAGAAAAAAGCAGCUGCUGGAGAAUUUAUACAUUUGACUGUGGAUUUAGAGGCUGUGAAGAACCAAGAGUGUGACUCGGUUCACAGUACUAUUGAGCGAAAACUCAAAAAUCGGGAAAUACAUUUGCCUAGUGAUUAUGUUACGAUUACUAAAGAGGGACGAAGCACUAACCCUUAUGAAGCAAUUAAUGUAGAUCAUGAAUUUGUUAAAGAUUAUGCCCGACCUGAAAAUAUGCUUUAUAAAAGUAUUCGACCAGGCCGCAAAUCUGGCGAUCCACAGGUUGUAGAUAUCAGAGUAAUAAAGUACUAUACUAUGACAAUCUAA
Parnassius apollo (apollo) is the source of this 744-nucleotide messenger RNA. The record is from the annotation of a GenBank genome assembly. Lineage: Eukaryota; Metazoa; Arthropoda; Insecta; Lepidoptera; Papilionidae.